Lottia gigantea (owl limpet) is the source of this 1580-nucleotide messenger RNA. RefSeq lists its product as hypothetical. The transcript has 4 exons. Gene Ontology annotation, biological process: RNA processing; spliceosomal snRNP assembly. The coding region runs from base 70 to 447 and encodes 125 amino acids. Gene Ontology annotation, molecular function: RNA binding. The record is from RefSeq and is a predicted model, not a curated record. NCBI's taxonomy places the organism in Eukaryota, Metazoa, Mollusca, Gastropoda, Lottiidae. Gene Ontology annotation, cellular component: U12-type spliceosomal complex; U5 snRNP; SMN-Sm protein complex.
CUGCGUCUUUCUCACGACUGGCGCCAUUGUUUAUACCGGUUGAUAAAAUAAUUUGUAAUCCAAGCCAUCAUGAAAUUAGUGAGAUUUUUAAUGAAGUUGAGUCAUGAGACUGUCACUAUAGAAUUAAAAAAUGGUACACAAGUUCAUGGAACAGUUACUGGUGUUGAUGUUUGUAUGAAUACACAUUUAAAAGCAGUGAAAAUGACAAUUAAAAAUAAAGAUCCAGUUCAAAUAGACACUUUAAGUAUUCGUGGAAACAAUAUUCGUUAUUUUAUAUUACCUGAUAGUUUACCGUUAGACACUUUAUUAAUAGAUGAUACACCAAAAGCAAGACAGAGAAAACGAGAAGGAGGUGCCAUGGGCAGAGGUCGUGGUGGUAUGAGAGGAGGACGAGGGGGUAGAGGUGGAAGAGGAGGCAGGGGUGGUCGAGGGCGUGGCAGGAGAUAAUCCCCCCUGUUAUUGUUUCAUUCUGUAUAUAUUAACAUUAUCAUGUGUAAAUAUUUUUUAUCAUGUCAAAAUGACAUACAAAACGUUCAAUUGACACGAGUAAAUAUUGUGAUUUUAGUUGUAUUGUAAACAGAAUUGCCAAAACUUGGUAAGAACUUUCAUGCCGGAACCAACUUGGGUUCUUGGUGUGUAAAAUCUUAAAGGCAUGAUGGUUUUGCAUUCAGUUAUAUGAAACCUGUUGGCCUGUAUUGAAACCUGUUCAGCACAGUUUAGAAGAUUUUGCUAUCUGAAUGCAGGCUUGCCUGAUGUAAAUGUUGGAAAUAUAUGAUAAGUUUUGUCUGCUAUAAUAACUAUUCAUGCAAACAUUUGUCUCACCUCUCAGCUUCUUUACUUUAUAUAUUAUUUGUAAAUUUUGUUUGUGCUCUUUUUCUUUAUCUACAAUAGAUUAUUGUAAUGGGCAAUUAAAUGUAGAUCAAAUAAUUCUGCAGUCUUUGGUUUACUUUGAUGUAUUAUAUUUAGAAAAUACAUUAUUAGGAUAGCAAACUCAAAUAUUUUUUAUGCCAUAGGUCUAGUCUUUAAAUCUUACAACAAAUUUUUGUCGGAAGCCUCAUUUUUAACAUGCAAUUUUCACACUUCUGACAAAUUUUUAUUGCAAGAUUUCAGGAAAAUCUAAUUCUGAAAAAAAGUUCACUUCAGUACUAAAGGGAUAGUCUUCAAAAUGUCUGUUUUAUCAGUCAACAAAACUCAAUAUCUGUUAUUUGUGCUACUUUCUAGUAUUGAAAUCUGUUGUCUCACAAAAAUGGAAUGUGUGAGUUUAAACUGUUGUCCUCACUGGACAGUAUUAAUAAGAUGAUUCUGCACAUGAAUAUUGAUCUUGAGAUAUGACAUAGAUACUUAUUGUAUAAGAACUAGGUGUAUGCUUUAAUUUCUGAAAUGUGCUGAAAUUGAGCUCUUAUCAGCUCGCAAGCAAUAUUUAAAUGAAUAUUUUCAAAUGAAUAUGUUUUUCAUGUCAAACCUUGAAUCUAUAAUCUAUUUUCAUAUUGUUUUGUAUACCAAAUCAAGAUUUAUCAUUUCAAAAAGUGGUUGAGUUCUCAACAAAUUAUACUUCAUUAAAAAAGAUAUCACAUUUUCAA